This is a messenger RNA of Pseudozyma flocculosa PF-1, 1365 nucleotides long. RefSeq lists its product as uncharacterized. NCBI's taxonomy places the organism in Eukaryota, Fungi, Basidiomycota, Ustilaginomycetes, Ustilaginales, Ustilaginaceae. The record is from RefSeq and is a predicted model, not a curated record. Bases 1 to 1365 code for a protein of 454 amino acids. Gene Ontology annotation, biological process: L-tyrosine catabolic process; L-phenylalanine catabolic process; homogentisate catabolic process. Gene Ontology annotation, molecular function: fumarylacetoacetase activity. The transcript has 3 exons.
AUGCCCGCGUUGACAUCGUUCGUCACCUACGAUGCGAGCCAUCCGUUCUCGCUCGAGAACCUGCCCUACGGCAUCUUCUCCAACGCCUCGAACCCGAACCGGCGCGCGGGGGUGGCCAUCGGCGACCUGAUCCUGGACCUAUGUGCGCUCUCGAAAUCUACCUGGUUCAAGGAUACGGGCAUCGACGAUCCGACAAUCCUGCAGCAGCCCACGCUAAACGCCCUGAUCGCCCUCGAGCCGGGCGUGUGGGCCAAGUUCCGCGCGUUCCUCCAGUCGCUCCUCUCUUCCUCGUCGCCCCUCUCAAAGGCCUCUGCCGAGGAAAAGGAACAGCUGUUCGCAGCACGCCUCGCACCUUCUGUACAGCUUCACCUGCCCAUCGAAAUCGGAGAUUACACCGACUUCUAUUCGUCCAUCGAACAUGCCACCAACUGCGGCGUCCUCUUCCGCGGAAAGGAGAACGCCUUGCAGAAGAACUGGAGAUGGCUGCCCGUCGGUUACCAUGGCAGGGCUUCCUCGAUCGUAGUCUCCGGGACGCCCUUCCACCGACCCUGCGGUCAGAUCCUGCCGCCGCAAGCCGAGGAGCCCGUCUUUGCGCCGUGCAAGAAGCUCGACUAUGAGCUCGAGAUGGGCUUUGUCUACGGUGGCAGCGCCACGAAGCCGGGCCAACGCCUGUCCUCCUCCGAGGCGCGGAAACAUCUCUUCGGGUGUUUCCUGCUCAACGACUGGUCUGCGCGCGACAUCCAGGCGUGGGAGUAUGUGCCGCUCGGCCCCUUUCUCUCCAAGAACUUCUGCACCACCGUCUCGCCCUGGAUCGUCCCCCUGCUGGCGCUGGAACCGUUCAAGGCGCCGCAGUACGACCACCAACCCGCCCUGCUGUCCUACCUCGAGGACGUCGACGGGUAUAACUUUGAUGUGCCGCUCAAGGUCGAGAUCCGACCCGCCCAGGCCAGCGGAGAGGUGUAUACCACCGUCGCCAAGAGCUCAGUCAAGCACACCUACUUCACUCCGGCCCAGAUGUUGGCGCACCACACCACCACCGGCUGCACCAUGCGGCCGGGAGACGUGCUCGGAACCGGUACACUCUCGGCGCCGGGGACAGAGGGCUACGGUUCGCUCCUCGAGAAAUCCGAGGGCGGCAAAAGGUCGUUCCGCCUCUUUACCGCCACGCCCGCCGUCAAGGUCGGCAGUCAGGGCGAGGUCCUCGUGGACGGCAAGGACGCCUCUUCCUGGAUCGACGCAAACAGCGUCGAACGCACCUUCCUCGAGGACGGCGACUCGGUCCGCAUGACGGCCAAGGUUGAAGGCGAUGGGUUCUGCAUCGGUUUCGGGGAGUGCGAGGCCAAAAUCCUCCCCGCCCUUCCGUGA